UUGAAGGCCAUCGAUGAAUUCAAGCAGAAAAAGGAGGAGCGCGAGGAAACGCAGAACACCCUCGAGUCAUUCAUCUCCGAAACAGGUAUGCAACUGACCGAAGAAAAGUAUCGCCAGUUCGAAACCGAGGAAACAUUAAAGUUAAUUCAGCAGCGCUUCAAGGAAGCGAAUGAAUGGCUCGAGGAACAGACGGAAAAAACCGACACAAAGGAGUUCGAAGAUCAGCUACAUAACUUGCGUAACAUUACGUCUGAACUUUUCUACAAAUAUCACGAAUACAUGGUGAGGCCACAAGAUUUGCGUUGUAUUUAUUUUUUACGCUUGUUUUGUUUCAUGUUUAUUUUAUUGUUAAUAUUACUGGACUGAUU
Messenger RNA from Soboliphyme baturini, 368 nucleotides. NCBI's taxonomy places the organism in Eukaryota, Metazoa, Nematoda, Enoplea, Dioctophymatida, Soboliphymatidae. The record is from the annotation of a GenBank genome assembly.